UUAAACUCAACCGUGGACAAACAUCCUUAAUUUAAUGGGAAAAAAAAACCUCAUAACAAUUUUUGGGUAAAAAAAAUAUAAAAAAAAGGCAAAAGAAAAACAACCUUAAGAAACCAAAAUAACCUAAAAGGCCACCUCACUAAAUGAAACAUGCACCCCACAUUCGGCAUUCCUAACAGCAAACAUCACUAAAAAGGAAAAAGCAAAAGUCAAGGAAAAACCAAAUAAGCUGCCAACUAAACAGAAAAGCCCAAACCAACCGUUUUUAUAUAAAACCCUUCAAGCCAUCCCCCUCACAUUUUUGUCAACUCCCAAAAGCCACAAAAAGCUAUAUUGCUCUGUAUUUGAUCUCUUAUUUCCCUUCGUGCGCGCUCUCGGAUUCUGUCGAGAGCCCGAAUUCUCUCCCGAGUUGAUCGAUCCAUCAUCAUUGGAGUCCUCUUGACAUGACUUACGGGCUCGAGCAAGAGCAGGAGAAUUACAAGUCGAGGUUGUACCAUUUCCAGCAGGGAACGCAGCAGGGCGGCACCACCAUGGCACACCACAUGAAGAGCAUGAGCGUGGAUCAGCUCGCCUUCAGGGGCGGUGAGUCCGGCCCGGAUGAGUAUGCCGGGCCUAGAAGCUACGCUGGUCAUCCCAUGAGCAAUGCGGGGUCUUCUGAGAAACAGCAGAUGGGUUGGUCCAUUCAUAAUCAUCGAGGCAAUGACAAUGGGCUGAAGCCGCCCAUACCCCGCGAAGACCCGAAACCAAAGCAGCCUUCAGAUUUGGAGCUGAUGAAGGAAAAAUUUGCGAAACUGCUUCUCGGAGAGGACAUGUCAGGUGGAGGAAAAGGAGUUUCUUCGGCUUUGGCAUUGUCGAAUGCUAUCACAAACCUUGCUGCUUCAGUGUUCGGAGAACAAAAACGACUCGAGCCCAUGUCAGCGGACAGGAAAGCGAAGUGGAAGAAAGAGAUCGAUUGGCUCUUAUGUGUGACAGAUCACAUUGUUGAAUUCGUUCCUUCUCAGCAGAAAACUAACGGAGUGAAUAUGGAGAUUAUGAUGACGAAGCAGCGAACCGAUCUUCAGAUGAAUAUCCCUGCCUUGCGCAAGUUGGAUGCCAUGCUUAUUGAUUGCUUGGAAAACUUCAAGGACCAAACUGAAUUCUACUAUGUUAAGAAAGAAGAGGACUCGGACAAAGGAGAUGAUAAGAGGAAGGACGACAAAUGGUGGCUUCCGACUUGUAAAGUUCCUCCAAAUGGCCUGUCAGAAAUGACUCGGAGGUGGCUGCAGUUUCAGAAGGAUUCCGUCAAUCAGGUGCUCAAGGCAGCCAUGGCCAUCAACGCUCAAGUCCUCUCGGAGAUGGAGAUCCCCGAAAAUUACAUCGAGUCUCUGCCUAAGAACGGGAGAGCAAGCCUGGGAGACUCGAUCUACAAAGGCAUUACAGUUGAAUACUUCGAUCCAGACGCUUUCCUCUCGACGAUGGACCUAACUUCCGAGCACAAAAUCCUCGAUCUUAAGAACAGGAUUGAAGCCUCCAUUGUGAUCUGGAAGCGAAAGAUGACCACUAAGGACAGCAAGUCCCACUGGGGGUCUGCCGUGAGCCUGGAGAAGAGGGAACUCUUCGAGGAGAGAGCUGAGACAGUGUUAAUCAUCCUCAAGCAACGAUUCCCGGGAAUUCCACAAUCGGCAUUGGACAUCAGCAAAAUUCAAUACAAUGGGGAUGUCGGACAGGCAAUCCUAGAGAGCUACUCGAGAGUAAUAGAGAGCUUGGCCUUCACAGUCUUGUCCAGAAUCGAGGACGUUCUCUAUGCAGAUGUUGUGGCAAAGAAUCCAUCGCAAGCACCACUAAAGAGGAACCCGCUGUUGACUACCCCUUCAAUGGGAAUGGAGAAACUCCCGAACUUUAAGGAUGAGGUGGAGAAGUUGAAGACCGCUGAGGCCCCGGCUUCCAUGACCCUAUUGGACUUCAUGGGGUGGAAUACGACGGAUAAGGAAGACACUGAUGAGAAGCAUAAGGACUUUUUUAUGGGAGACGAGUUGCUCAGGGCUGACUCGAACUGCAAGCUCCUGCCUAUUGCGAUGAACAACAGGCCCUCGUACUUGGAGAAGAUUGACUUAAGCGGGCCAAGAAGCCCGACAUCCCGGCAUUAGUGAAGUAAAGGAGGCGAAAACUGCUUAGGAAAUAAAACAACUGACAGAAAGAGAGAAUGUGACAGAAGGAAUGAACCAGCAAUGAGGCAAUGAAGGGAAUUCCUGACAUAUUUAUCUGAAGUUCGGUCAAAACAUGGUAUCCUCUGAUUUUUGUUGAUUCGAUCUUCGGGCUCUUUGCUGUCCUUGAUUCCUAAAUGAGAAGGAUGGGAUACUAUGUACUCAAGGACUUACGCGACAUGCAUAUUCCACAUUGUACGCGACAGAAAGAGAAUGUGACAGAAGGUAUGAACCAGCAAGAAGGCAAUGAAGGGAAGUCCUGACAUAUUUAUCUGAAGUUCGGCCAAGACAGGGUAUCCUCUGAUUUUUGUUGAUUCGAUCUUCGGGCUCCUUGCUGUCCUUGAUUCCUAAAUGAGAAGGAUGGGAUACUAUGUACUCAAGGACUUACGCGACAUGCAUAUUCCACAUUGUACAUAUGUCUAGCUCUAAUGUGUAUCAAACCACUGUCAACAACGUUUUCUCAAAAAGUAAACUUCUAGAUCAGAUGAAAAACAAGUAUUUCAACUAACCAAGGCAUUAGAACAAGAAACUUAGGGAGACUUAAAAUUCGAGGCCCCAUAGGAUAAGUGUAGUAAAU
Messenger RNA from Punica granatum (pomegranate), 2760 nucleotides. The record is from RefSeq and is a predicted model, not a curated record. NCBI's taxonomy places the organism in Eukaryota, Viridiplantae, Streptophyta, Magnoliopsida, Myrtales, Lythraceae.